CCUCAUGAAUUUCAAUUCUCAAGAGGCUUCUCGUCCACUACUAUAUAUAUAUAAGCUCUUCGUUCCUAUAUCAUUUCAUCCUCGAUCAGCAAGUCAUAGUAGUACUGGAAAACCAAAGAAACCACAACUAUUUCUUUGAUCUUCUACCUGUACCAAAGAUGAAUGGCCUAAAUUUUGACCAUGAACGUCUAAAUCACACUUCUUCCAAUAACACAAACCCACUAGAUCCUGAGGAGUUUAGGCGACAAGGCCACAUGAUCGUAGACUUCCUAGCCGAUUACUAUGCAGAUAUCGAGAAAUAUCCAGUCCUAGGCCAAGUUGAACCAGGAUAUCUCCAAAAACGCUUGCCAAAGUCCACCGCACAUGAUCCAGAACCCAUCGAAACCAUUCUCCAAGACGUGAAAGACCAUAUUAUUCCAGGUAUAACGCACUGGCAAAGCCCUAACUUCUUUGCUUACUUCCCAUGCACAAGUAGCAUAGCAGGGUUUCUCGGUGAGAUGCUUUGCACUGGAUUCAAUGUGGCCGGGUUCAACUGGAUCGCAUCCCCAGUUGCGACUGAAUUGGAGAUGAUAGUCAUGGAUUGGCUUGGAGAGAUGCUCAACCUGCCUAACUCUUUCCUAUUUUCGGGCAAUGGAGGUGGAGUGAUACAAGGGACUACUUGUGAGGCCAUUUUGUGCACAAUGGUUGCUGCCAGGGAUCAAAUGCUUCGCCGAGAUGAGAGACAAAAUAUUGAAAAGUUGGUAGUUUAUGGGUCUGACCAAACGCAUAGCGCACUCCAAAAAGCAGCAAAAAUAGCAGGAAUCCACCCAAAGAAUUUCAGAGCCAUCAAGACCACGAAGUCCACAUCAUUUGCACUCUCACCAGACUCCCUACGAUCAGCCAUUCUUGCAGAUAUGGAAGCAGGCCUUGUCCCAUUGUACCUUUGUGCUAAUGUGGGGACAACAUCAACGACUGCAAUUGAUCCAUUAGGGUCAUUAUGUGAUGUGGCAAAAGAUUAUGGCCUUUGGGUCCACGUUGAUGCUGCUUAUGCCGGAAGUGCUUGCAUUUGUCCCGAGUUCCGGCAUUUCAUGGAUGGCAUUGAGGGUGUAAACUCAGUCAGUCUCAACGCACAUAAAUGGCUCUUCACCCCUUUAGAUUGUUGUUGCCUUUGGGUUAAAGAUCCGAGCACCUUGAUAAAAUCCCUAUCAACAUACCCCGAGUACUUGAGAAAUAAAACCUCUGAUUCGAAGCAAGUGGUCGACUAUAAAGACUGGCAGAUAACUCUAAGCCGAAGAUUCCGAGCCUUGAAGUUAUGGCUCGUGCUUAGAAGCUAUGGAGCCGCUAACCUCAGGAACUUCAUGAGAAGUCAUGUUAAAGUGGCCAAACUUUUUGAAGGGCUUGUAGCAAUGGACAAGAGGUUUGAGAUUGUGGUCCCCAGAAAUUUUGCCAUGAUUUGUUUCAGGAUUAAUCCGCCAUCAACAAUGUGUAAGCAGGGGGCAUAUCAAAAUGGUAAGGUGGGUGAUAAUGGUCAAAAGUUACUAAAAGAAAAGAUCACCACUGCAAAUGAGCUUAACAAGAAGUUAUUGGAGUCCAUUAACGCAUCAGGACGUGUUUACAUGACUCAUACCGUACUUGAAGAUGUGUAUGUAUUACGGUUUGCGGUUGGUGCAACUCUGGUAGAGGAAAGGCACGUUGUAAUGGCUUGGAAAGUGGUACAGGAGCAUGCGACUGCCAUACUAAGCGACAACUAAAAUGCUUCGCCUUUCUAAUUGCAUGGUGCCAGACAACGUACAUUUGGGAGGCCAUGCCAGCGCGACAGUUCUGGUCAUGUUCGACAACGUACGAGUAGCAAGGCAUCAAGCAAUUUAUAAUGAUCUCUGGAAUAAAAAUAAAUAAAUAUCAAUUUCAAUUUCAAGCCGGCAGCCAUUUAUUAAUGUAUUUUUCGCUUUGUGUUGGUGUACAUCAUGAGGUUCCUUUUCGGGGCUGUAAUGAUUUUCGAUCGUUUCCCUUGAAAUAAAGGAAGGUUAUCUA
Carya illinoinensis is the source of this 2010-nucleotide messenger RNA. RefSeq names its product phenylacetaldehyde synthase-like. Gene Ontology annotation, molecular function: pyridoxal phosphate binding; carboxy-lyase activity. The transcript has a single exon. Bases 159 to 1730 code for a protein of 523 amino acids. Lineage: Eukaryota; Viridiplantae; Streptophyta; Magnoliopsida; Fagales; Juglandaceae. Gene Ontology annotation, biological process: amino acid metabolic process. The record is from RefSeq and is a predicted model, not a curated record.